Neltuma alba is the source of this 1710-nucleotide messenger RNA. Its product is annotated as receptor-like protein 6. The record is from RefSeq and is a predicted model, not a curated record. Gene Ontology annotation, molecular function: protein binding. The transcript is spliced from 3 exons. The coding region runs from base 1 to 1710 and encodes 569 amino acids. NCBI's taxonomy places the organism in Eukaryota, Viridiplantae, Streptophyta, Magnoliopsida, Fabales, Fabaceae.
AUGGCAUUUCGAAUCAUCAUUUGUUUCUACUUGUUCCUUCUUUCUCCUUCCCUUUCUUCUUCUCUCAACCCCCCAUUAUGUAACUCUCAUGAUUCCAUUGCCCUUCUUCAUUUUAAAAAUUCUCUCUCUCUUGAUCACUCUGCUUCAGAGGAGUGUAAUUACUUUUAUUAUUAUGAUGAUAAUGGCGACACCUCUACUAUACCGUCUAAGCACCCAUCUUACCCAAAGACAGCUUUGUGGGGAAAUGAUUCAAACUGUUGCUUGUGGGAUGGGAUCACGUGUGACUCCACGUCUGGUCAUGUGAUUGGCCUUGACCUUAGCUGUAGUUGGCUCCAAGGUCAACUCCAUCCAAACAAUAGCCUCUUCCGACUUUCUCAUCUCCAAGCACUCAACUUGGCUUUCAACAAUUUUAGUGGGUCUUUGAUAUUACCUCAAUUUGGUGAUCUUUCCAUUCUCGUCCAUCUAAACUUAAGCUGUUCUUGUUUUGUUGGUGAAAUUCCUCCUAAAAUUGCAGAAUUGUCCAAGUUGGUCUCUCUUGAUUUGUCUAGGAAUGAAUUCUACCCAUAUGAUGAAUGGUUGGGUUUAAGACUUGAACCAUCCACUUGGGAGAAGCUUGCUCUAAACAUGACUAAUCUAAGAGAACUUGUCUUAGAUCAUGUAAAUAUGUCUUCCAUUGCACCAAGCUCCUUGUCUUUGAAGUUGCUUGAUAUUUUGAGUCUUGAAGGUUGCAAAAUUGAUGGCCCUAUUCCUACAAGUUUUGGGAACCUCACUCAAUUAAUUGAUUUGAACCUUGCAGCAAAUAAUUUUAGUGGUGAUCUUUCAUUUCUUUCAAAUCUUCAAAGUCUUGCUUCAUUGGACCUCAGUGGCAAUUAUUUUAGUGGUCUCUUACCAAAUUCCAUAGGCCAUUUGAAGUCCCUUGAUUUUUUGGGUCUUCAGUAUAACGAAUUUCAUGGGCCUAUCCCUGUGAAUUUUGAGAACCUCACUCGAUUAACUUAUUUGGACCUUGCAGAUAACAUUUUUAGUGGUAAGCUCUCAUUUCUUCCAAAUAUGCCAAGUCUCACUUCAUUGUACCUCAGUUACAAUUAUUUUAGUAGUUUGUCGUCAGAUGUAUUUGGAAAUCUUUCAAAUUUGGAAUUUCUUGAUUUUUCUGACAACAAGUUGCAAGGCCUUUCAAAUUUGCGUCGGUUACACCUUGAUGAUAAUAAGUUGCAAGGUCUUCCUGAGUCAAUUUUUGGUUUCCUAAAUCUUUCCGUUCUAAGUCUGUCAUCAAAUAAUUUGAGAGGCCCUAUUAGUCUUCAUCCAUUCUCAAAGCUUCAAAAUCUAGAAUAUCUUGAUCUUUCAAACAACAAGUUUCUCUCGCUUAGCUCUAAUAAUGAUGUUCACUAUACCAUUCCCAAUCUUACACUGUUAGAUCUAUCCUCUUGCAACAUCAAUGACUUUUCUAAACAAUUAGGAAGUGUUCAAAAUUUGAAGGAGUUAAAUCUUUCCAAUAACAAAAUUCAUGGAGAUAUUCCCCAAUGGUUCAAUAAUGUGGGGAAUGGUUCUUUGAGUGCUUUGUAUCUUUCUCAUAAUAACUUGACAUCAGUUGAACAUCUUUCAAUGAGAAACUUGUUUGCACUUGAUCUCAGCUUCAACUUGUUGCAAGGAAAUCUCCUAAUUCCAUCCUUUGGCAUUGAAGCCACAUCCCAAAGUGCCUUGUUGCUCUCCUAG